Molecule: messenger RNA, 780 nt
Organism: Stegodyphus dumicola
Lineage: Eukaryota; Metazoa; Arthropoda; Arachnida; Araneae; Eresidae
Product: zinc finger BED domain-containing protein 5-like
Source: RefSeq, a predicted model, not a curated record
AUGUGGACUAUUUUGUUCGCCUGCGUGACAACAUGGAGAAAACAGGCAACUUUUAUGAGAAAAACAACAAAGGUAAAUGAAAGAGCUCUUAAAGCUACUACCAAGUUGCUGAAACUUAUAGCCAAGACAAAAAAGUCGCACACUGUGGCAGAGACAUUAAUACUUCCUGCCUGCAAAGCUAUUGUAGAGGAGAUGCUCGGACCUGAAGCAGCAAAGGAAAUAGCCAAAGUCCCUCUCUCAAACAACACAAUUUCCAGACGUAUUAAUGACAUUCUGCAGACAUCGAAAGUGUGGUUUUGGAAAAAGAUCCGUAUCAGUGGAAAAUUUGCAUUGCAACUUGACGAGUCUACUGAUAUCAGUGGACAUGCUCAACUCUUAGCUAAUGUGCGUUUUGUUGAUGGUGAUGCAAUUAGAGAAAACUUCUUUUUUUGCAAGGUAUUGCCAGAAAAAACAACAGGAGAAGAAAUUUUUCGGGUCACAUCAGAAUACCUUGAACAAGGAGGACUUAAGUGGGAAAACUGCACAAGUGUCUGCACCGAUGGAGCUGCAGCUAUGGUCGGGCGCACCAAAAGCUUUGUAAGCAGAGUGAAGGAAAGAAAUCCAGAUGUGAUUAUUACGCAUUGUUUUUUACACCGCGAGGCCCUCGUAGCCAAGACUUUACCAUCAGCCUUAGUUCAUGUGUUGGAUGAUGUUGUGCGCAUGGUAAACAUUGUAAAGUCACGACCCAUGAAAAGUCGCAUAUUUGCAGCUUUGUGUGAGGAGAUGGGAGCAAAGCAAUAA